AUGAAGUUCUCAACUGUUUCUGCUGGUCUUUUGGCCGCAUUCGCCGCUGCUGCUCCAACCCCAACCUCUGACGAGAUCGUCAACCGCGCUGCCAUCGCCAAGCGCGCCACUGUUACCGACGCCUGCGACAUUGGUUACGCCAGUACCAACGGUGGUACCAAGGGAGGAGCUGGAGGAGCCACCACCACUGUUUCCACCUAUGCUCAAUUCACCAAGGCUGCCACUGCUGGUAACACUGUCGUUGUCGUUUCCGCUCCCAUCACCCAGGCUGCCAAACAAGUCAAGGUUGCCAGUGACACCACCAUCAUCGGUAAAGACUCCAAGGUCGUUUUCACUGGUUUCGGAUUACUCGUCAAGGAACAAUCCAACGUUAUCAUCCGUAACAUCGCCAUCAAGGAGGUUCUUGCCGCCAACGGUGAUGCUCUCGGAAUUCAAAAAUCUACCAACGUCUGGGUUGACCACGUUGAUCUCUCCUCCAACAGAGACCACGACAAAGACUACUAUGAUGGACUCUUCGACGUGACCCACGCUUCUGACUACGUCACUCUCUCCAACUCCUUCAUCCACGACCACUGGAAGGCAUCCCUCGUCGGCCACUCCGACUCCAACUCCGCCGAAGAUAAGGGACAUCUCCGCGUCACCUAUGCCAACAACUACUGGAAGAACGUUAACUCCCGUGGCCCUUCUAUCCGUUUCGGUACUGCUCACAUCUACAACUCUUACCAUGACACUGUUGCCGACGGAAUCAACACCCGUCUUGGUGCUCAAGUUCUUGUCGAAUCUAACGCCUGGACUGGAUCCAAGAAGCCUUUGUACUCUACCGAUGCUGGUUACGCUGUUGCCAGCGACAACGACUUUGGAUCUGGAGCCAACGAAGCUGAGAAGGGUACCAUGUCUGCCAGCACAUUGGGAUACAAAUACACUCUUUUGGGUAGUAGCAAGGUUAAGUCCGCUGUUGUUGGAACUGCAGGUGCUACUUUGUCUUUCUAG
Molecule: messenger RNA, 990 nt
Organism: Botrytis porri
Lineage: Eukaryota; Fungi; Ascomycota; Leotiomycetes; Helotiales; Sclerotiniaceae
Exons: 3
Coding region: 1-990 (329 amino acids)
Molecular function (GO): pectate lyase activity
Source: RefSeq, a predicted model, not a curated record